AUGCGUCUUUCUCUUGGCCUCUGUGCAGCACUACUGCUCCCUGCUUCUGCUGCCCCAGGUGAAAGCCUUGAAGCACGAAGUGUCAAGGUACAAGCCAGCAGCGUCCUAAGCUCGCUUGGACUCACGGUUGCAACCACUGCUCCUCAACACGGAAAGACUGCCAAGUACCAAAAGCAAUGUCCCUUCAGCGUACCCCAUGUCAAGCCCCAUGACACACGGCAUAACCAUGACAUCUCUUUCCCGAAAGGAUGUGAGGACGACAAGUUCAUCAACUGGAAGACCUUCAAGUCCAAUGGUGUAAACUUGGGUGCUUGGCUGGCAAAGGAAAGGACCCAUGACCCUAUUUGGUGGAGUUCUUUUGGUACUAAAGCUGCCAAUACGCCUGAUGAAUGGAGCUUUUGCCAGGCCCUCGGCAAGCAAUGCGGUCCUGUCUUGGAGGCCCGUUAUGCCUCUUUCUUGAACCAAUCCACUAUCGAUAAUCUUGCCAAGGUCGGAAUCAACACUCUCCGCAUCACCACCACAUAUGCUGCCUGGGUCAAGGUGCCCGGAUCUGCUUUCUACCAUGGCAACCAGCAGCUACAUCUGCGCAAGAUUACUGAAUAUGCCAUCACCAAGUACAACAUGCAUAUCAUCAUCGGCCUUCAUUCUUUGCCCGGUGGUACCAACAGUCUCGAUAUCGGCGAAGCCUUUGGCCAUAAUGGCUGGUUCUAUAACGCUACGAACCUUGCUUAUAGUCUCAAGGCUGUUGACCAAGUCCUCAACUUUGUCAAGUCAAGUGGACACAAGAACGCCUUUACCAUCGCGCCCCUGAACGAAGUCAGUGACAACCUGGCAGGAUUUGGAUCAGCGGCUGGCCUAUCUGACAAGGCUACUAACUGGGUAAUCACCUAUAUGAACGGCGUGUUCAAGCGUGUCGAGGCUGUCGAUAAGCGUAUUCCAGUCAUGCUGCAGGACAACUUUAAGGGUGCUUCCUUCUGGUCUCCUCUUUUCGAUAAGAAGCGCAACCUUGUGAUUGACUCACACGUCUACUAUUUCGCAGCGUCAGGAACUUAUUCUCAGUUUGUCGCGCCUGCUGUGUGCGGACAGGCGAAGUACCUUGCCGAGGAAACAAAGUUUCCUGUGUUUGUCGGAGAAUGGUCUUUACAAACCAUGUACAACAACACUUUGUCUGUACCCAGCCGCAAGACUAUCUUUGAUACUCAACGGUAUGCUUGGCAAAAGUACGUCGCUGGAGGUGCCUUCUGGACAGCUGUCUCUUACUCCAAUACUCCCGUUGAUGGUCAAGGAACUCAGAGAGAUUACUGGAGUUACAUCGAUCUGAUUCGAGCUGGAGUCAUUACCAAGGCCACUACCAAGAGUUAUUGCUAA
Molecule: messenger RNA, 1368 nt
Organism: Fusarium venenatum
Lineage: Eukaryota; Fungi; Ascomycota; Sordariomycetes; Hypocreales; Nectriaceae
Product: glycoside hydrolase superfamily
Biological process (GO): glucan catabolic process
Cellular component (GO): extracellular region; cell surface
Molecular function (GO): glucan exo-1,3-beta-glucosidase activity
Source: RefSeq, a predicted model, not a curated record